Messenger RNA from Episyrphus balteatus (marmalade hoverfly), 1407 nucleotides. RefSeq lists its product as uncharacterized. The coding region runs from base 63 to 1094 and encodes 343 amino acids. Gene Ontology annotation, biological process: DNA integration. Gene Ontology annotation, molecular function: nucleic acid binding. The transcript has 2 exons. NCBI's taxonomy places the organism in Eukaryota, Metazoa, Arthropoda, Insecta, Diptera, Syrphidae. The record is from RefSeq and is a predicted model, not a curated record.
ACCAGCAAGUGACAGAUAUUCAUAUCAACAGUUCACACACAGGAGUAUCUGAAACAUUUUCGAUGUUACGCCAACAAUACUGGAUACUGGGUAGUCGCAAUCUCAUUCGAAAGAUAGUUUUUAGUUGCAAAACUUGCUUCAUGCAAAGCCGUCUUCGUAGCAACCAGCUGAUGGGUGACUUGCCUGUUGAACGAAUUCAACCAACUGGACCAUUUACGAACUCAGGGUUGGACUAUGCCGGUCCCUUCACUAUUAAAUUCUCGAGUGGUCGCAAUCCGAAACUCACAAAGACAUACGUGGCGUUGUUUCUGUGCUUUUCAACGAAGGCUGUGUAUUUGGAGGCUGUGAGUGACCUCACAACUGAUGCCUUUCUUGCAGCUCUGAGAAGAUUUGUUUCUCGAAGAGGACGCUGUGCCAAUCUCUAUAGUGACAAUGGCACCAAUUUUCAAGGUGCACGAAGAUGUUUGACAGAGAUGCACAAGCUGGUUAUGUCACAACAGCAUAAUAGCAUCAUAUCUACAUCACUUGCUCGAGAGGGAAUCAACUGGCACUUCAUUCCACCUUCUGCUCCUCACUUUGGUGGGUUGUGGGAGGCGGGAGUUAAAUCAAUGAAGUUUCACCUUCGUCGAGUUGUUGGUUCAUCUUUAUUAACUUUUGAGGAGCUUUCCACAGUGUUAAGUCAAAUUGAAGCCAUUUUAAACUCUCGCCCUCUUUGUAGCAUUUCUGACAAUGAUUUAAAUCCACUAACACCAAGUCAUUAUCUUAUAGGUGAACCUCUUACCUCAAUUCCAGAACCAAUCGUUGAAGACAUUCCCCAAAAUCGGUUAACUCAUUGGAACCUUAUGCAAAAAAUGGUACAAGGAUUUUGGCGGCGUUGGCAUAUGGGAUAUCUUACAACACUGCAGGAUCGAAAAAAGACUUGGGACUUGGUCGUUAUAAAGGAGCCUAAUGUACCUGCUACCAAAUGGGUACUUGCUAGAGUGGAAGACGUUACACCGGGUGCAGAUGGUAUUGUGCGAGAUGCCACUAUUAGAACUGCAAAUGGUACAUUCGUUCGACCCAUAACAAAACUUGCGCUACUCCCUGCCAACUGAAACAUCGUUCCAGGAGGGGAGGGAUGUUCCGGAUUGAUCAUCAUAAAUAUUUUCAUUUAACAUAUCUUUUCGAUUCAUCAUAAAUCUUUUCAUUUAACAUAAAUUUAUUGACUCAAUGUAUUCCGAAUAAUUUUCUCAUUUACUUGCACAUGUAUUUGUAAGCAUAAACCAGUAUUUUCUUAUCACUAUUGUAAGUGCAUUUUGUAAAGCUAAUUUGCAUAAUUUUGAACAAUAAUCUCGUUCACUUGGAUCGUGACAACCAGCAAGGUAACACCUGUCUACAAAAUUGUAAAAUACAUAUUGAAUUAUUGAA